Dermochelys coriacea (leatherback sea turtle) is the source of this 5577-nucleotide messenger RNA. It is a transcript of the gene PIK3C2G, whose product is annotated as phosphatidylinositol-4-phosphate 3-kinase catalytic subunit type 2 gamma. The record is from RefSeq and is a predicted model, not a curated record. The transcript is spliced from 32 exons. Gene Ontology annotation, molecular function: 1-phosphatidylinositol-4-phosphate 3-kinase activity; phosphatidylinositol binding; 1-phosphatidylinositol-3-kinase activity. Gene Ontology annotation, cellular component: plasma membrane; phosphatidylinositol 3-kinase complex; cytoplasm. Gene Ontology annotation, biological process: phosphatidylinositol-mediated signaling; phosphatidylinositol-3-phosphate biosynthetic process; phosphatidylinositol 3-kinase/protein kinase B signal transduction. The coding region runs from base 57 to 4544 and encodes 1495 amino acids. Lineage: Eukaryota; Metazoa; Chordata; Testudines; Dermochelyidae.
UUGAAACUGUGGCAACUCUCCCCUGAGUGUUGUUAAGAUUCAUGGGAUGAAGAAGCAUGGCGUACUUUUGGAAAAUGUCUUUGACACAAGAUGAGUUACACGAAGGACAAUCUGAGGACCAAGCGUCUUCCUCUAUGUAUCAUUUUAAUCCUGAUAGUCAGGUCAGUCUAGGACUUGACCAAAUAGUUGGUGAAGGCAGCAGUGAAAUACCCUUUUAUGGUCCAGCAUAUUCACAUGACCUUGAAGAAAAUGAGUUUUUCCCAGAUGCAGCAGAAGAACAUUUAUACUUAGUAAAUCCACUUCAAAUUCCUCAUAGGGACCUUUAUUUUGGAAGCUCCACCUCUCACUGGCAGCAAGUCAGGGUGCCACCAACAAUUGGCUUCAAACCUUCUUUGCUAUCCGGAUGUAGUGACCUCUCCAUUGAGAAUUCCUACCCCACAUACCCCAUCGGAACACUUUAUGACUAUGGUCCAUAUGGAAGAAAUAACUUGAGUCCAACUGCAGAUGGAUUUGGGUCAGAUGUGGAGAAAGAGAAUAAAAAUCUGAAUUUCUAUAUAGGCUUUGAACAUAUAGACUAUCAACAUCCCGUUUUCUCAGACAACAAUGCAAGCGGACAAGGAACGAAAGAUAAAAGAAGAAAUGACAGUAAAUCUUGCCUUGUGAGCUGUGGGGAAACAUACUUAACAAACCCUUCUAGAGGAAUGACCAUAGGACCUGUCUGGCCCAGCAUCUCUGCAAACAGCUCUGCAGACAGCACAGAGCUUGCAGAUUGGUCUAUCCAGCUGGUUGAAGCGGAUCAAGGGAGUAAUGAAAGUAUUGCCUCCUUCUGCAAUGUAGUGAAGAAAAUCAGAGACGCAUAUCCUGCUUUUGAUUUGAAGACAAAUACUGGGAAGAUUUGGAGUGUCACAACAACAUUAUCAGAUGAGAUCCUUUGUAAAUCAAAAUUCAAAGUUAGCGUUUUGACAGACUGUUCAUCUCCUCCACUGCAUCUUACACCAUGUGCUAGCUGUAUUGUCCGCAACUUAAUUGUAGAGAUUCUCCAUUGUACAAAUCAAUAUCCAGCCCAGGAAGAGUGUUUUCUAAGCGUUUACGGGUCUGAUGAAUUUUUGCAAAAUGAUCGUGCUUUGGCCAGUCAUGAGAGUCUUCGCAAGGCAACCACCUCCAUUCAGCUUCGUCUACAGAAAGACACCAGCUAUCAGCAAAGUUUGGCUCGAAUGCAUGAAGAUGACCAAAGUCAGUUUAAUGUGAACCAGCUGCUACAAUAUACAUAUAUUUGGAAGGUGUCCAGGAAGAACCUUGUUACAUUUAUUAUGAAAUAUGGAGGUCAAGUGGAAUAUCUAUUGCAAAAUGAGCAUAAAGUGGAUAAAGUGAUUGAAGAAGCUAAAGCAAUCUGCAGCUUUCUCUGUUCUGUGGAAACCAGGGCUAUUACUGAUGCAGUCAAGAAACUCCGUGCAGUGCCACUGGGAAAAACACAGAAUUCACUUCAAAAUGUAGAAACUCCAGUCGGAGUCUUGAUAGAGAAUGCUGUGGCAGAGCUGUCUACAGCCAUCUCCCAUCUCAUCCAUGUUUUCAGCAGCAGCUUCCACACAGAUUUUCGGCCUGCAAAAAUACUUAGAAGCCCUUCAUGUGCAGAUGUCGACCUAGAUCCCCACUUUAGCUUCACUGUUUAUGCAGCCCACAACAUCCCAGCAGCCUGGCUGAAAAGCUACAAGCUCUUCUCCUUUUCUUGUUCUUUAACCUAUGCUGGGAAGAAAAUAUGUCAAGUGAAGAAUUGCAAAAAUAUGCCAGUUAAAAAGUCUUUUUUUUUCCUGGCAAACUGGAAUGAGAAAAUCAACUUUCCUCUACAAAUAAAAUCUCUUCCUAAUGAAACAAUAUUGACAAUAAAACUAUUUGGAGUAAACUGUGUAUCUAAAAAUACAGAAAUACUGGCUUGGACAUGUUCCCCCUUGUAUCAAAAACAAAAGUUCAAUCAUGGAACGAUGCUGCUUAGCAUGGCAUUGUACAGUGAGCCUCCAACAAUGAUGAUAGCUCCGGGCAUUUGUGACACUAGCUUGCCAGCACUAGUAACACUGCAGAUUGAUUUUCCAGAAACUAAUUUGGAGUUUAUUAAACCUGAGCCUGAAGAAAAAAGAGGUGACCUUGAAGAGCCAGCUAAAGAGUGCUUGAAGCAUAUAGCAAGACUUUCACAGAAACAUUCUCUCUUGCUGUUGUCGGAGCAAGAGAGAAGAUUUUUAUGGUUUUAUCGUUCCUCCUGCAAUAAAGAAAACUGUUCCCUUCCUUUAGUACUGGGCAGUGCCCCCAGUUGGAAUCGAAAGAGCAUAUCAGAAAUGUACACGGUGUUGAGGAAAUGGAUCUUUUCUAACCCUUUGGAGGCACUUGGGCUUCUGACUUUCAGUUUUCCAGAUCAAGACAUUCGCAGAACUGCAGUCCAACAAAUGGAAAAUCUGUCAAAUGAUGAAUUGUUGGAAUACCUCCCACAGCUGGUUCAGGUGAUCAAGUUUGAGUGGAGUCUUGAAAGCCCUCUUGUGAAACUCCUGCUAUGCCGCUCUCUACAGAGCAUCCAAGUAACUCAUCGACUUUACUGGCUUUUAAAGGAUGCACAGAAUGAAGCUCAUUUCAAAAGCUGGUAUCAGAAACUACUAGCUGCUGUCCAAUUCUGUGCAGGAAAAACCUUAAAUGAUGAGUUUUCUAAGGAGAGGAAACUUAUCAAAAUUCUGGGAGAUGUUGCUGAAAAAGUCAAGGCUGCCAGCGACUCCAAAAAACAGGAGGUGCUAAAGAUGGAAAUCAACAAACUUCAGCAGUUCUUCCAUGAGGUAAAUGUUUGCCGGCUUCCCCUGAAUCCUGCACUUGUUGUACGAGGCAUAGAUGCAGAUGCAUGUUCAUAUUUCACAUCCAAUGCUUUUCCAUUGAAAAUCUCCUUCAUCAAUACAGAUACACUUAGUAGAAACAUCAAUGUUAUUUUUAAGGUUGGAGAUGAUCUACGUCAGGAUAUGCUGGUUCUGCAGAUUAUUUGCGUGAUGGACAGAAUUUGGCUUCAGGAGGGACUCGAUAUGCAAAUGAUCGUUUAUAAGUGUUUAUCUACAGGAAAAGGCCAAGGACUUGUGCAGAUGGUGUCAGAUGCUACAACUCUAGCCAAGAUCCACAGGGAGUCUGGAUUGAUAGGACCAUUGAAGGAAAACACAAUUAAAAAAUGGUUCAGUCAUCAUCAUCCUUUGGAAUCAAGUUACCAAGAGGCAAUAAAGAAUUUCUUUCAUUCCUGUGCUGGCUGGUGCGUUGUUACCUUCAUUCUGGGAGUCUGUGAUCGACACAAUGACAACAUCAUGCUGACAAACACUGGCCACAUGUUCCAUAUAGAUUUUGGAAAGAUUUUAGGUCAUGCACAAAAAUUUGGAAGCAUAAAAAGGGACCGAGCACCUUUUAUCUUCACUUCGGAGAUGGAGUAUUUCAUCACAGAAGGUGGAAAAAACCCACAGCGCUUCCAAGAGUUUGUGGAGCUUUGCUGUCGAGCUUAUAAUAUAGUCAGGAAACACAGCCAAUUGCUCUUGAACCUGCUGGAGAUGAUGCUGCAUGCAGGGUUGCCUGAGCUGAACAGCAUCCAGGAUCUGAAGUAUGUGUAUGAUAAGCUUCGGCCACAGGACUCAGACCUCCAAGCCACGAGUCACUUUACCAGGAAAAUAAAGGAAAGUUUAGAGUGCUUCCCUGUCAGACUCAAUAACCUCAUCCAUACGCUCACACAAAUGUUAGCCACAGGCUUUGCCAAGUCUACAGCUUCACAGAAUGUUCCUCAGGAAUCCAACCUGCUGGAUGCAGAGAGGUCAAUUGCCCGAGCAACCAUUUUAGGAUUCAGCAAAAAGCCUGACUCUCUAUAUUUAGUCCAGGUGGUGCAAACCUGCCAGCUGGUCACGUUUGUGGAAAAAUCAUUUGAACAAUUUUCAAAACUUCACAGCCAUCUACAGAAGCAAUUUCCAUCACACGCCCUCCCAGAGUUUCCCCACUGGUGGCAUUUACCUUUCACAGAUCUUGAACACAAAAGAAUGAAAGACUUAAAUCUCUAUGUGAAGCAGUUAUUGAAUGGAUUCAACAACCUGUCUAAUAAUGAGCACAUCCUCAGCUUUUUCCUCGAUGGGUCCAAAACCGACUGGCCAGAAGAAUCUGCACUUAUUAGCCUAGGUCCAAAAUCUACUGAACAGAAACCUGGAGUGCAGUUAGUCAUAUCCUAUGAGUGCACCCACCUGACAAUAUUGUUGAAACACAUGAGGAAUAUUCAUCUCCCAGAUGGCUCUGCCCCAACUGCACAUGCUGAAUUUUAUCUUUUACCAGAUCCUGAUGAAGUCAGCAGAAGGAAAACGAAAGCAGUUCCAAAAAGCACUGACCCUACUUAUAAUGAAAUUGUAGUAUAUGAUGCAGUCACCGAGCUCCAAGGACGUGUGUUACAGCUUAUUGUGAAAAGCAAAGGAACAUUUGUGGGAGCUAUCAACAUUCAACUGAACAGUGUCCCAUUAAAUGAAGAAAAGUGGUACCCAUUGGGGAACAGUAUAAUUUGAACAUUGCCUUAGAUAACUGAAAUAUUCAUUCAUUAUUUCUCUUUCCCUUUUCUCAUGGGCCAUUUUGGCACAUUAGCCAAAAUAUUUGCCUUUGAGAAUAUAACAUGCAGUAAACCGCUAACCAUAUAUACAUUGAACUACUAAUUACAAGGAAAUUAUCUCUUUUUCAUGAUCCAUUGCCAUUUGGCUAUCUUCACAGAAUUACUACCUUUACUUGCAACAAGUUCCCAUUAGCCUGGGUGUAAAAAGGCUUGCAGCAUGCAAUUUCAAUUAUCUUGGAUAUCAUUUCUUAUGGCAACAAGCAAGAUUUUUGUUCCUGCUGAUCACUGUUAUUUGUAUACAGCUAGAUGUGUUUUAUGUAUCCCUAAAUCUGUGAUGCUGGAGCCUUAUCCAAAGCCCAUUUAAGUCAAUGGUAAUCUCCCACUGACUUUAGUGGGCUUUGGAUCAGACCAAUAAUGAGCUUAUUGGGCUGAAUUCACUCUACUUGAUGUCUGUAUAGUUAUAUCAGUUUUAAAUAUGGCCCAGUUAGUACGAUAGCACGUUCACCUGAGAGAUCAUAGUAGAAUGACAGCCAAUUUGUAUUUAAAACUUCUGGCACAUUUCACAUUUAAUUCUUGCUCAUUUCACAUUUAAAAUGUAAUUAUAUGUGCAGAAUUUAAAAUCUGAACAUUUAAAAGAAUUUAAAACUAUACUGUCCUUUAGUUUGUGUGUGUACCUUAUAUUUUUAAGUUUUAAUUUGCUGAUGUAACAUGUGACUUUGUAACUUUCAGACCUGGGGAAAGAUGUUUCAUCUCACUGGGUUUAUUCUGAGGAAAUAUUUGGAAAUAAAUAAAUUCUGGCAAAAUAUCUGAUAAUAGAUAAAUGUUAUAAAUUAGAGUUUGAAAAAUAUUUAUAUCCAAUGAUCCCCAUAGACUUUUAAACAUUUCCAAAAAUCACAUGUAAAUGACCAAUGUAUUAGAACCAUCACACAGUAAGUAAAGGGGACAUACAAUAAAUAGUUACUCUGCUGAAAGAUUAAAUUAAGUAAAAUCAU